UCCACCCCACGAGAGAAAUCUUCCUCAUGAACAAACCCAUCCUGAACUGCCAGGUGAUAGAUGCCAGCUCGGGUGAAGGAGGCCAGGCUGUUGCCAGCAUCCCAGUGAGGGUGUCGGCCAAAGCCCAGUACAGCAGGUACAGCAUUGAGCCUGCCUCACCCGUCAACUUUGGAGCCAUGGUCAAGGGCACCAAGAAGACCCAGACUGUCCUGCUGGAGAACAAAGGGGUGCUCAGCUUCAGCUUCCACAUCCGCCAAGCACCCGAGGAGGCAUUGGGAAGGAAAAGGUACGAGCAGCCCUGAGCACCCUUCCUGUCUGAGGAGGCACCAGCCCACGGCUGGUAUGUGGCAGGCAGCCAGGAGACCUGGGCUGUCGUCCAUUUGCAUGCCUGGCUUGGGGAGAGGGAGCAAAAAAGCACCUCAGUAUCCCCAUGUGUACUAUGAAGCUGGUGAUAGAGCUGCUCUGUCCAGCAAUGGGAGCUGCAGGCUGCUCUCUGGGAGGCAUCAGGAGCAGGAAGGCUUUCCCCUCUGAGCAGGAAGGCCAGCUUUGGCC
Molecule: messenger RNA, 552 nt
Organism: Motacilla alba alba
Lineage: Eukaryota; Metazoa; Chordata; Aves; Passeriformes; Motacillidae
Product: hydrocephalus-inducing protein homolog
Exons: 2
Coding region: 27-302 (91 amino acids)
Biological process (GO): cilium movement; axonemal central apparatus assembly
Cellular component (GO): axoneme
Source: RefSeq, a predicted model, not a curated record